Messenger RNA from Rhipicephalus sanguineus (brown dog tick), 1056 nucleotides. It is a transcript of the gene bic, whose product is annotated as transcription factor BTF3 homolog 4. Gene Ontology annotation, cellular component: nascent polypeptide-associated complex; cytosol. Bases 198 to 731 code for a protein of 177 amino acids. Lineage: Eukaryota; Metazoa; Arthropoda; Arachnida; Ixodida; Ixodidae. The transcript has 6 exons. The record is from RefSeq and is a predicted model, not a curated record.
GUCGCGCAGUCAGCGUCUUUGUCCCUCGCGAACGCGGCCAGCGUGCGUAGUGACACCGGUCAGAACGCCGGCGUAACCGAUAGUCUCGGCACACAAACACAAGUGGUGUGUGCUAGCCCUAACCACGCCGCAGCUCGGGGCGACUGUGAAUUGACCGGCCUUGAUCGCUCUCAAAUCGUCGCACUGCGUCGUGAAAGAUGGCCGUGGGACUUAAGGAAGACGGCCAAGCGCCUUCCCACGCAGGCAUGAAUGCCGACAAGCUAAACAAGCUCCAGGCUCAAGUCCGCAUCGGCGGCAAGGGCACAGCACGCCGGAAGAAAAAGGUGGUCCACAGGACAGCCACAACAGAUGACAAGAAGCUGCAGAGUUCCCUCAAGAAGCUCACUGUAAAUAACAUCCCAGGAAUCGAAGAGGUAAACAUGAUCAAGGAAGAUGGCUCGGUGAUCCAUUUCAACAACCCCAAAGUUCAGGCUUCCUUGGCAGCCAACACAUUUGCAGUCACGGGCCAUGCUGAGACAAAACAAAUCACCGAGAUGCUUCCUGGAAUCCUGAACCAGCUUGGGGCUGAGAGCUUGACACACCUGAAGAGGCUGGCCAGUGUACAGAGUGCAAUGGUGAGCCAUUCGGAACAAAGUGGAGGUGCUGGUGCCUGUGCUGGCGAUGAUGAAGACGAUGAUGUUCCAGAUUUGGUUGAGAACUUCGAUGAACCUUCAAAGGCUGAAGUACUCUAGGCUGUUUGUUCACCAAAAGCAAACACAAGGACAUGCAACAUUUUGCAGGAGUGGGCUCAAAGCAGCAAGUGAGAAGAUGAAGCAAAAUGGUGCUCAUCAACAGCAUCGCUUGCAAAUGCUUGCGGUUCUCCCAGUGUUUUCUCUCGCGGUGCCACGCUGGCAUUGUGUGCAUCUGCAGGACUUUUUUUUUGUUAAGUGUAUCAUCAUUAUUGAUAGUUUGCAGGUUGUUUUGGGGCUGUCUGGGGAGGGGUGUAACAGCUCUGUGUCAAAAAGCAUUGGUCGGAAAGUACCGAGAAUAAAGUGCUGCAAAGCAGAUCUGCCCACA